Gastrolobium bilobum is the source of this 1080-nucleotide messenger RNA. RefSeq lists its product as uncharacterized. The record is from RefSeq and is a predicted model, not a curated record. NCBI's taxonomy places the organism in Eukaryota, Viridiplantae, Streptophyta, Magnoliopsida, Fabales, Fabaceae. The coding region runs from base 1 to 1080 and encodes 359 amino acids. The transcript is spliced from 8 exons.
AUGGCAUUGGUCCACCAACAAGUUCCUUCUGCUCAAUCUGCUGAAUCUGCUCCUACACAUGGUGCAUCUUCAUCUGCUCAACCUACACCAGCAGUAUCUCAAUCUGAAUCAGUUGGUCGUCAACCUGAGGACUCAAAUCCAAGACCACGAAACCCUUCCCAAAGGACAUGCAACAAGUAUUGGGUUGUUGAUGUGUUAGCUGAUAAUGGAAUGGCUGAUGAGGAGAGAUUAUGUGUGCGGGAUCUUUUGGUACUUCCUCCUCAUAAGAGGAAGAGAUUCGUUAUGGAUAAUGAUGACCACUACCAUUAUUGUAUGGGCAACAUGGGUAAGAAAUGGAAAGACAAUAGGUGGAGACUAGCCAAUGAAAUAUAUGAGAAAGAUAAAAAUUUUCAAGAAAACCUUGAUCUUUACCCUGAAGGCAUGACAAGAGAACAAUGGGCAAGUUUUUUGACAUACAAAACAAGUGAGAAGGCAAAGAAGUAUAUUAUUAUCAAUACUGCAAAUAGACAGAAACAAACAAUCCCACACACACUUGGCUCAAAGACGUUAGCAAGGAGGAAAAGGGAGCUGGAGAUACAAGAAGGACGCAAAUUUAGCAGAGGUGAGAUGUAUGCUGUUUCUCAUAUCAAAAAGGAUGGCAAUUUUGUGAAUGAGGAAGCUAGGCUAAAAAAUGAUAAUUUAAUUAUAGAGAUGGAUAAAGCCAAUUUCGAAGAUGAGGCUUUUGUAAAUGUGUUUGGGAAGGAGCACCCAGGUCGAGUUAGAGGCAUGGGUUUUGGGGUGGUCCCAAGCCAAAUCCGUAGAACAUCUACCAGUUCAGCCUCAACUUCUUGUAGUGGUCCUACACAAGCUGAGUAUGAUGCCCUGAAAGGAGAAUUGGACACUAUAAAAGGCAAGAUGGCUGAGUUUGAUACAUUGAAAUCGCAAAUGGCACAUUUUACUGAAAAUUUUGUUGGCCACUCACCAUCUAAUCAGGUUGUUGACUUGGGCUCUCCUGGAAUCAGAAAGUCCUCCCAUGCUAGUCAUGACCCUUCUGAUGGGCCAACUAUAUCAAAUCAAGCACCCCAACCACCAGAAUCCUAA